AUGGCCCGUCGUAGUGCGGAGUACGACUCUAACGAGCGCAGGCCGUUCUCCGAGUGUCUUCCCGGAACACGUGUCGAGCUUCUCGAUACGUUGGAGCAGGCGCUGACGAAAAAGAGUAUGCAGAUACCCGAGGAAGGACGCCGGAUGAUCCCAGGAGGCCGCGUAGAAGUUCAAGGGAGCCAGGAACACGCGAUAGCGGACCGAAAGAUCGUAGGGCUCUUCGGAGACUCGGGCUCGGGGAAGUCAAGUGUUGCCUAUUCCACAGCUGAGCGACUCCGGAGCCAGCAUCGGCUAGCCACCACAUUAUCUUUCUCGCGGAAACGCUUCUCUAGAAGCAACACCGACUACGUCUUCCUCACUUAA
This is a messenger RNA of Coniophora puteana RWD-64-598 SS2, 363 nucleotides long. RefSeq lists its product as uncharacterized. The record is from RefSeq and is a predicted model, not a curated record. The coding region runs from base 1 to 363 and encodes 120 amino acids. The transcript has a single exon. NCBI's taxonomy places the organism in Eukaryota, Fungi, Basidiomycota, Agaricomycetes, Boletales, Coniophoraceae.